Zootoca vivipara (common lizard) is the source of this 2062-nucleotide messenger RNA. RefSeq names its product TELO2 interacting protein 2 (gene TTI2). Lineage: Eukaryota; Metazoa; Chordata; Lepidosauria; Squamata; Lacertidae. Gene Ontology annotation, cellular component: TTT Hsp90 cochaperone complex; cytosol; nucleus. The record is from RefSeq and is a predicted model, not a curated record.
CUCUCUUGACUUCAGUGUAGUGGAAAGCAUGACUACUUGGCACCGGGCGUUAGAGUGAGAAGGUAAAGGCCUUUGACAGUUUUGCGUCGGGAAUGCUUCUGAGGCUUCCCCGACCGCGUGUUCUAUUUCCUAUCUCUAGGGUCUCCGCUUGAACUUCCGAUUGAAAACGGAAAUCCGCUGCUGGCCGAGUUCCGAUUCACUGGGAGGCCUAGUGAGGCCGCUCUAGGCUGUGGCCUCUCUGUGGUGAGAGCCCUCUGGCCAAUCCUUUGCUCUGGUUUAAUAGCUCAGACUUGAGUAUUAGCGCUCAGAUAUUCAGAGGUGCCAGUAAAGGCCUUAUGAGAAGACUAAAUACUCCCGGGGGGAGCUAGCAUUCUCAGCAAGGGUUGGAAUAAAUGCAGGGAGGCCAGGAACCAGUUUGCUGGGAGGAGGGGUAAAAGUUUUGGGGGGGGAGGGGGGAGAAGAUAGAGGUCCACCACGACCCAGAGCCAUGGCGCAGCAUCCCUUGCUAGAUUCCCUACAGUGGGCCAUCCCAGAGGGCCAGGGGUGCCUCGAGUACCCCCCAGCAGAGCAGGUUCUCUCCCAAUUCUUGCAGCUUUUUGCAAGCAGGGGAGCCAGCAGUGAUGCCAAGGCAGGCAUGAUCAAAGACCUCCUGGCCAUCUUGGAGGCUGUAGACUGCCAGUGGCUCUUUGGGAGCUGCCACCAGAAUGCCACCCCCACCCUGCUUCGUGACCUGGUGGUUGCGCUCACGCUCUAUGCGGGACCACCCCAGCAGGAGCCAGAGGGAGGAGGUCUCCCCAGCAGUGACCCCUCCUAUGCUGCGGUAGCCAGCCGAGCAGCAGACGUCAGCCUGGGCUUCAUCAGCAUCGUGGCCAAAGUGGAAUCGGCUAAAGGCCUCGAGAGACUUGGUACUGCAGUGGUUGGUCCCGUCUUGCGCCAAGUGGCAGGGCCCUUGUAUCUUUUUGCUGUGACACAUGUUGCAGAGAGGUUGUGGACCACACAAAAAACUCGGCGCGUGGCUCAAGAGCUGCUGGAUGGUCUCCUUCAGGCUUCAGACUGCCGGUCGGUACCUGAGUUCCUGAGAGGCGCACGUGAAGACGAAACAGGGUGGUUGGCGGUGGUGAUGCAGUGCCUGAAACCAGAGUUGACCAAAGAUACAUGGCAGCGCAGCCCAGCUACAAAGCAUGUCUUCUCCUACACGCUCCAACAUGUCACAAGGCCCUGGCUUGGCCCUCACUUGGAGAAAGUCCUGCCGCCGUCGCUGCUGCUGUCGGACGACUACCGAGAGGAAAAUAAAAUCUUGGGAGUGCAGUGCCUACACCAUAUCAUUCGGAAUGUGCCAGCGGCUGACCUCUGCCAGUAUAACAGGGUGCAGGUUGUUUACCAUGCCCUUUUCAACCACCUUUAUAGCAAGGACGCCCGGCUCAUACAGGUUGUGUUGCUGUGCUUGCUGGACUUGCUUCCCAUCCUGGAGAAGGCCCUGCAGCGGCUGCCCCACAACCCCCAGCUUGGCGCGCCUUCUGAUGAGGUGCUCCAGCUGGUCCUGACCCACAUGGAGCCGGAGCACCGGCUCCCCUUACGGAGGGUGUAUGCCAGGAACCUGCCCGCCUUUGUGGAGAGGCUCGGCAUUCAGAUAGCUCGUCAUCUGAAGAGGUUGCAGCGGGUGAUUGUGGGAUACCUGGAGGUCUCUGAUGGUCCCGACGAAACGGCUAGAUUGGCGACAUUAGAAACCUUGAAACACACCAUACAGCAUGCCUGGCCCAGAAUGUCCUGCCGCCUUGCUGUCCUUCUCAAGGCUUUGCUGAGAAUGAUGUUGGAUGUGGCUACAGACAGGAGCUUAACACCAGAACCAGUGAAAGCAGAGUUACUCCAGAAAGCCACUGAGUGCCUUAUCUUACUGGAUCACGCUUCUCACGGACAGGUGAAGGUCCUACUACAAGGAGUCCGACGCAGCUGUCAAGAUGAGUCCCUCAAGGAAUGCCUAAGAAAAGUAGAGGAGGAGCCUGUAAAAAGUAUCACUCCCUGAUCUCAAGUGGGGAGGAUUAUAUUCACUGUGUUCAAAGUU